AUGCAUGGAGUCUCUAGCCCUAGCGCUGAGGGGAAAAGGAAUAAGCUCUCUUUUGCGCGAACGGUUCAGCGUUCCGUUCCUAAACCAGCAAAUGUUUUCGCUCAGGAUUUCAACGCUCUUCACCCAGUAAACAUUGGCAACAAAUCUAUUCUUCGGAUUCCUGAAUCCCUUUAUCAAAGUAAACUCAAGGAGUUUGAGUUCGCUAUCCAUGCUAGACUUUUGCUGAAUAAGGGUGAUACCCCUAGAUUUGCUUCUGACAUUAAACAAGAGCUCAUGGCUUUAUGGAAAACCUCGGAUGCGAUCCGUGUGGUGCCGCUUGGGAAAGGUUUCUUUUCGAUAAUUUUCACGAACGAAGCUGAACUUGCUACGGCAAAAUCUAGGGCUACUUGGAAAUUGAGUAAAGGUAUUAUUCGUAUCAGGGAAUGGGUUCCGGAUUUUGACCCGUACAAAGAAUCAUCGGCUCUCUCUCAAGUCUGGUUGAGAAUAUAUUAUCUUCCUCACGAAUACUGGCAUCCGGAAGUUAUUAUCGGCAUUGCCAGAUAUGUCGGUCUGCCUAUUAAACUUGAUGGCUUUGCGUUUGCUGGACAUGUUGGUCACUUUGCUCGUGUUCUUGUAGAUAUGGACGUCUCUAAGCCCAUCCCCGAAACUCUCACGGUGGAUGAGGGGACUCGCUCUUUUGAGGUAGAAUUUGUCUAUGAAAAUUUGCCGCAUUUCUGUGGUUAUUGCAAACUUGCAGGACAUAAUAUUGCCCAAUGCCGCCGCAAGAAGUAG
Molecule: messenger RNA, 771 nt
Organism: Salvia miltiorrhiza (redroot sage)
Lineage: Eukaryota; Viridiplantae; Streptophyta; Magnoliopsida; Lamiales; Lamiaceae
Exons: 1
Coding region: 1-771 (256 amino acids)
Source: RefSeq, a predicted model, not a curated record